GCAGAAGGCGGAGGACACGGGACAGGAAGAGGCGCAGUGGAAAAGAAACAAGAUGGCAACUGGUUUAGACCACGGGCUGAAAAGAGUAGUUUGGCAAAGAUUAAAAGACACAAUCAUUGCCGAUUGCAGAAAGUCUGAAGCAUGGAAGAUUUUGAUUCUGGACCCCUUCACCACCAAACUGUUCUCAUCAUGCUGCAAGAUGUCCGACCUGAUGUCAGAGAAAAUAACAAUUGUGGAGGACCUGUACAAAAGCAGAGAGCCUGUUCCAGAAAUGAAGGCCAUCUACCUCAUGACACCUACUGCAAAGUGUGUGGAUGCCUUUAUUGCUGACUUCAAGCUGAAGCCCAAGUACAAAGCAGCCUAUGUUUACUUCACCGACUACUGCCCUGAUGACCUGUUCAACAACAUGAAGCUUUACUGUGCCAAGCACAUACGUGUCUGUAAAGAAAUAAGCAUAUCCUUUUUGCCACAAGAGGCACAAGUGUUCACCUGUGAUAAUCCGGGGGCUUUCCGGAGCAUCUACAGUCCACACAGCCAGGACAAAAGAAAGACACUGGAGACACUUGCAGACCAGCUUGUCACGCUCUGCGCCACACUGGAUGAGUACCCAGGGGUCAGAUAUAAGAAGGACACCAACAUGGAGAAUGCCAAGUGCCUGGCAGAGCUGGUGGAUGAGAAGCUAUCCAAAUAUUAUGAGAUGGAUGACAGUGGCAAGAAAAAGGGAAAGACCCAGGCCCAGCUGCUGAUACUAGAGAGAGGCUUUGACCCCGUCAGCCCCAUCCUCCACGAACUGACCUACCAGGCCAUGGCCUACGACCUCAUCGCCAUUGAGAGCGACACCUACAAGUACAAGUCUAAGGAUGGCUCAGAGAAGGAGGCCUUGCUGAAUGAGGAGGACAUGCUUUGGGUCAAACUGAGACACAUGCACAUCGCCGAAGUCUCAGAACAAAUCCGCAAGCUGGUAAAGGAAAUAUCUGCAAACAAGAAAGAGCCAGAUGGAAAGAUCACGAUUAGUGGUUUAUCCCAGCUGAUGAAGAAGAUGCCGUUAUUCCGUAAACAGGUGGCUCAGAAAACGGUUCAUCUGAACUUGACCGAGGACUGCAUGAACUAUUUCCAGAAGAAUGUGGAGAAACUCUGCAAAGCUGAACAGGACCUGGCGGUGGGCUCGGACGUGGACGGGGUGAAGGUGAAGGACCCCAUGAGGACCCUUCUUCCGGUGCUGCUGCACCCCUACAGCAUCCACGACAAGAUCAGAGCCGUACUGCUCUACAUCUUCAGCCUCAGCGGAACAACCGAGGAGAACUUGAGCAAACUAAUUCAGCACGUAAAGAUUGAAGAUGAACGCGAGUAUAUUGAGAACUGGAAAGAGCUGGGGGUCCCUAUCAUCUCAACGCCCAGUUUCUUCUCUCGUAAGCCGAACAGACGGGAUCGUUCCCAUGAGGAGAAGUACAACCUUUCCCGGUGGACUCCUGUCAUCAAAGAUGUGAUGGAGGAUGCUGUGGAGAACAAGCUGGACACCAGGGAAUGGCCGCAUCAGUCGGAGUGUCCUACAGCCUGGAACGGCUCCGGGGCUGUCAGUGCCCGUCAGAAGCACAAGGCCAGCUCUCAGGACGACCGCCGCAGCGGCUCACGUCUCAUCAUCUUCGUCAUCGGAGGGAUCAGCCACUCUGAGAUGCGCUGUGCCUACGAGGUCACCCAGGCGGUCAAAUCCUGUGAAGUCAUCAUAGGGUCGUCUCACAUUGUGACCCCCACCAGCCUCCUGGAGGACAUCAAGGCCCUGAGCAAAGGCCCCAUGGAGACUUUCACUAUCGAUGAGAGGAGCAAUGCCUGAGGAACCUGCCUCCCCCCCCGACUAACACCUCCCUAAACCCCAACGCAUGUCCUCAUCUCAUAUCAUUCAGCACAGUGCACUCAACUUUCAGGAUGCAAUGGAAAACCGAAGGGAAUUCAGCUCAUAGUCAUCUCUUUUGUUUUAAUACUCUUUUCAGCGAUGGUGCACGUUUGCUGCAGGGCAGUUCACUUUCAUUUCAGUCGGGUCAGGAAGCAGUAUUUGUCUUCUUGGAAAACUUUGGCAUAACAACAUUGUCAUUUACAUCUUUUAAAGACACACGGAGCAACAAGUGUGAUAACAGCAGCCGAUGAAUUGCAGUUUCUGUUUUCAUAUUAUUCAUUCACAUUCAUAUAUUAAAAGUGAAGUGUCCCACCCUGCAGAUAAUCUUUGACCUACUAGGAGCAUUUUAUUUUAUCAUUAUGUAUAACCUGCCUAUCCGUGUUUGUAUUAAGUCCUCACAAAUGCGAAUGUUACAAGUUGGAAGACCUCUGAGAAAUGUUUGGAGACAGAAUGGGUGCGGGAAAGUCGCGCUAAACUAAUGUAUAUAUUGUAUGUAAGCACUGAACCCCCGCUACGCCAUUUUCACUUUUUUCUGUGAUUACUGUUUAUAUAUACUUUCCACAUUAUGUAAUUUUGAAGAGUGUUUUUAACAUAGAGUAUUUACUUUUUUGUUCUUGAAUUGAACAACUGACAAAUAAAUGAAUGAAGUGGUU
This is a messenger RNA of Myripristis murdjan (pinecone soldierfish), 2544 nucleotides long. RefSeq names its product syntaxin binding protein 3 (gene stxbp3). The coding region runs from base 53 to 1831 and encodes 592 amino acids. The record is from RefSeq and is a predicted model, not a curated record. The transcript has 19 exons. Lineage: Eukaryota; Metazoa; Chordata; Actinopteri; Holocentriformes; Holocentridae. Gene Ontology annotation, biological process: vesicle-mediated transport.